Messenger RNA from Peronospora belbahrii, 1296 nucleotides. The record is from the annotation of a GenBank genome assembly. NCBI's taxonomy places the organism in Eukaryota, Oomycota, Peronosporomycetes, Peronosporales, Peronosporaceae.
AUGGAACGGGUUCCUUUAUGCACAAACUGGAUUCAUGUCUCUUAUUUAGCAUUCUUUGUCCAACAAUUACUCAACCAUUUUCCAGCUGGAAUCGUGAAAUCGACAGCAAGUGAGCAGAAGAUUAAGCCAUACCUCUUAUUUUCCUUAGCACAACGCAUUCGGCAUCGCAAGUCAUACAAGGAAACGUUUUUGCAACGGGACAUACUGCGAGGACCCAUGCGCUUAAAUCAUAUCGUAUUGGCCAUUGUAGUCACACUGCUAGCUAACAGCAACUGUAGCAUUGUCACAGCCAACAAGAUUGAUGCGAAUACUACGGAGAACUCUAAUGUGUCUGAAAAUGGUAAGGUUUAUGCUCAAGUGCAUGUGAAUGAUAGAGAUCCAUCUUCGGAUUUAGAAGAGAGAAGGGGGGGAGGUUUUGGAGGCGGAGGAGGUCAUGGAGGCGGAGGUGGAGGAGGAGGGGGCGUGGAGGCGGAGGAGGGCGUGGAGGCGGAGGAGGGCGUGGAGGAGGAGGUUAUGGAGUGUAUGAUAGCAUGGCAACAUCGGGAGGAUAUAGAGGAGGACCAAUAUUAUAUGCAACAGGACCAUCAGGAAACGCCGCGAGCUUGCAAAAAAGAAAUUGCAAUUUUUGGCGAAGGAUUUUGUUCUCAUCCAUUUGAAUUCUCACUGAAGUAUCUGACGAGAUCAAGAGCAUGUGACGUUUCGACCUACGGAUGCAACAAGCAACGCUACAAAUACCUUAGAUCGACCGCAGCUACUAAAAAGGCUCGUGAGGGUGACAGUUUUCCGCAUGCCAUUGUUAUGGACCCUCUUGCAAUGAUCCUUGGUCGCUCAAGAGCGAACCGAAAACCUGACUAUGAAGUGGACCUCAUUGAAUUGAGUGACGGCCGUAUGCGUCUUGAUCUUGUGUUAAAGUUUUCAGUUGCAGAUGUGGUGUGGAAACCUGAGUACCAAUUUGUACUCCAGCCGAUCCAAGUCACGGAAACGCAAAUGCUACUCGCAAAGUUGCAAGAUGCCAACGACAAACUGGAUCGAUUUCAAUCGAUCUUUCCCGCGUGGGUCAUGGAAACGAACGAUUGUACCACCGUUUCUCGAAAAGAAGCAGCAGUGCAGAUUGUUGCUUUGAAAGGCGCGCAGUCCUGGUUGUAUCUGUGCGGCUUUGUCAAGCAUGUGAUGGAAAAUUCCGGAAUCGAUAUGAAGUUUGCAGUGGGGUGGACUACAAAUACUGUCCACAAACCUAGUGACGUUGUUUCCCAAGUUAUUGGUUUAUCCUUUGGACGCAACUACCGAUGCUGCUAG